This is a messenger RNA of Stylophora pistillata, 2196 nucleotides long. RefSeq lists its product as uncharacterized. NCBI's taxonomy places the organism in Eukaryota, Metazoa, Cnidaria, Anthozoa, Scleractinia, Pocilloporidae. Gene Ontology annotation, molecular function: zinc ion binding. The record is from RefSeq and is a predicted model, not a curated record.
CAUUUGCAACCACGUGACAAAAAUACGUUACGUCAUCGAAGUCGGCCAUGUUGGACGAUAUGCAAAUCAUAAAUUUACAAGCGAACAUGGCGUCUUCAAGUGAUACAUUGGUUUUUUCGGAAUAUUUUUAUACUUUAGAUGGUCCUACUAGGGAAAGGUACAAGCAAAAAGCUAACUUAGUGGGUUUUGACCCUUUUGAUUUAAGAAAAAGUGAUUUGAGCGAAGAUUUAGGGCUAAUUCCUGGCGUCGAAUACCCUGAUAUAGUGAACUAUUUGAUCCUUCAAACAUCGUGGGCAACCAAUUCUGAGAUGAAGGCUUACAAGUCUUUGGAUGCCUUUAAUUUCUUCAUUUCUGGAUGGGUGAAUACACUGAUGAUGAAGGAAGUUACUGAAACUACAGUUGUCGUAUUAACAAGGGUAAAUCACUCUCAAAGAGCGAGUGAAAAGCCAUUAAAAGCCUGGAUAUUGGCAGAAUACUCAGGAAAGGUUAUUACAGCACAUUGUGACUGUAUGUCUGGAAAAAGUGAGUGCUGUUCUCACGUUGCUGCUAUAUUGUUUGCUUCAGAAGCUGCGUGUCGAAUGCAUUCAUCAACAACCUGCACCCAAACCAAAAGUCAAUGGCUGAUGCCAGGUUAUGUUAAAGAAAUACCUUAUGCAGCUAUAGAGGAAAUCGAUUUCACCUCAGCAAAGAAAAAACACUCACAACUCCUUGAAGACAAAAAAGUACCAACAGCUCUACGAAACAGUGACGAAGUAGUUCAAAGACCACUAACCAUAACGAGUUAUGAAGAACAGUUGAACUUUUUUCAAAAGAUUUCAUUGUCCGACAGCAAGCCUGCCAUCUUAUCUCUAAUAUCCCCAUACAAUACCAAGUAUAUCCCUAAAGAAGCAGCUUUACCCCAACCAUUGACCCACCUCUAUGAUGCAAAUGCUACAGAACUAAACUAUGAUGAACUUCUUAGUAAGUGCAUAGACAUAAGCUUACAGAUUUCAAUAACAGAUGAAGAAAUAAAGGCUAUUGAGGAGGGUACUAGAGAGCAGGCAUCAACUAAUGUAUGGUACAAGCAGAGGGCAGGAAGGAUAACAGCCUCAAACUUUAAAUCUGCAUGCCACACAAACAUCAGCAGGCCCUCCCCAAGCCUUAUUAAGAGAAUUUGCUACCCAGAGUCUACUAAGUUUAGUAGUGCAGCAACAGCAUGGGGCUGUAAAAAUGAGACCAAUGCCCGUAAGGCCUAUUUAGAAAAAACGAACAGAUGCCAUGAUGACUUUAGUAUUUGUGAUAGUGGACUGCAAAUAAAUAAGCAGUGGCCUCAUAUUGGAGCAUCACCAGAUGGAUUGGUCAAUUGCAAAUGCUGUGGGNCAGGUGUUUGUGAAAUUAAAUGUCCGUACAGUGCUAAAGAUCUCAGCCCAACUGAUCCACAUGUAAUAAGUGACAAAAACUAUUGUCUGCAGAAUGACAGUGAUAGCAUCUAUCUUAAUAGAACACAUGCAUAUUACUACCAAGUACAAUGCCAAAUGUUCAUUUGCAAUGUGGAAUAUUGUGAUUUCAUCGUAUGGACACCACAUGGACUUUAUGUUGAAAGGAUAAUGCCAGAUGUGGAGUUUUGGAGUGCUUCUGUUGCCAAGGUAACAGAAUUCUUUAAAAUAGGUAUUCUACCUGAGAUUGUUGGAAAGCUUUAUACCCGUCCCUCACUACCCUCAACACUCGUAGCACCUAGUCCUGAUGAUGAUAGCGCAGAGUGGUGCAUCUGCCAGCGAUAUAUUGAAGACAGCACUCUAGUUGGAUGCGAUAAUGAUGAUUGUAAAGUUAAAUGGUUUCACCUUCAGUGUCUAAGACUAAAGAAUCCCCCAAAAGGUAGAUGGCUGUGUAUGGACUGUCAAAAAUUGGACUAGAUGCAAUAGUCAUAUAUUUUUCGUACCAAAUUAAGGCAGAGAAUUACAAGUACAAAACAGUGUUUACUAUGUUCAUGAUAUCACUAGUAAUAGAAAGAAGUCAUUCAAUCCAUACCCAUUUACGUCAAUUGGAAUAUUGAGUACUGCACUGUAUGUUCUGCCACAUAUAAUAAUAGAAAAUUGACAGGGUGCUCACACCUAAGUACUAAAUUGUGUUUACUAAAUGGUGUUUAGUGAUUUGCAAAGUUAUAACCAAUUUGUUUACAUUGUUAAAUCAUGAAAUAAACUGUUUAUUUCACUGCUA